Erigeron canadensis is the source of this 3083-nucleotide messenger RNA. RefSeq names its product subtilisin-like protease SBT2.6. Gene Ontology annotation, biological process: proteolysis. The record is from RefSeq and is a predicted model, not a curated record. Bases 182 to 2635 code for a protein of 817 amino acids. The transcript is spliced from 11 exons. NCBI's taxonomy places the organism in Eukaryota, Viridiplantae, Streptophyta, Magnoliopsida, Asterales, Asteraceae. Gene Ontology annotation, molecular function: serine-type endopeptidase activity.
UAUGUAGCUCUAUAAGAACCUUACUUUAAUUAUUUCACUCUUCACUAAGAUAUAGUGUGUUACUGUGUUUUAGGUGGUUUUGAUUCUUUAGAUGGAUUAAUGUUGAUCACAUGGGUUAUCAUCAGAUGUAAGUGACAGAAAACAGUUUUUCAGAUUGAAUCAAACUGGAGGGUCAUUGAAGAUGGGAACAUUGGAUUGUAUGUUUACAAUUAUCAUUUUCGUCAGUUUUUGGGUUUUUGGGAAAUCGGAGAUUUAUAUUGUGACAAUUGAAGGAGAGCCGGUAACAAGUUAUAGAGGUGGUGUGAGUGGUUUUGAAGCCACUGCUGUUGAAUCCGAUGAGAAGCUUGAUGUCACUAGUGAUUCAGUUUCAGCAUAUUCCCAUCACCUAGAACUCAAACAUGAUACUCUUCUUGAAACGUUGUUUGAUGAAGGAAGUUAUAAGAAAAUCUACAGUUAUAAACAUCUUAUCAAUGGUUUCGCAGUUGAUGUUUCUCCUGAACAGGCAGAAAUGCUCAGGCGAGCCAAUGGCGUGAAAUCAGUAGAUAAAGAUUGGAAAGUGAGGAAACUCACCACACAUACACCACAAUUUCUUGGGCUUCCCACCGGGGUUUGGCCAAUGGGCGGUGGAUAUGACAGAGCAGGGGAGGACAUUGUGAUUGGAUUUGUUGAUUCCGGUAUUUUCCCAGAUAAUCCAAGUUUUGGGAAUCUUAAUAUCGUACCAUAUGGGCCUAUACCAAAAUACAGAGGAAAAUGUGAAAUUAAUUCUGAUACAAAAAAGAGUUUUUGUAAUGGGAAGAUUGUUGGAGCACAACAUUUUGCAGAAGCUGCAAUAGCAGCUGGUGCUUUUAAUCCUUCGGUUAAUUAUGCUUCGCCUAUGGAUGGUGAUGGACAUGGAAGCCACACUGCAGCAAUUGCAGCCGGAAAUAAUGGGAUCCCAGUUCGAGUCCAUGGAUACGAAUUUGGAAAAGCAAGUGGAAUGGCUCCUCGUGCCAGGAUUGCUGUGUACAAGGCGCUCUACAGGCUCUUUGGGGGUUUUGUUGCUGAUGUCGUCGCCGCCAUCGAGCAAGCAGUUCAUGAUGGUGUUGACAUAUUGAAUCUCUCAGUGGGACCCAACAGUCCUCCGGCCACUACACGAACCACAUUCUUAAACCCGUUUGAUGCUACCCUUCUCGCAGCUGUAAAAGCUGGAGUUUUUGUAGCACAAGCAGCUGGAAAUGGUGGGCCUUUCGCCAAAUCUCUUGUGUCUUAUAGUCCAUGGAUCAUGUCUGUGGCUGCUGCUGUUGAUGAUCGACGAUAUAAAAAUCAUCUUACACUUGGAAACGGGAAGAUUCUUGCUGGAAUUGGUUUGUCACCUGCUACAAGUUUAAAUAAGAAGUAUACGCUCGUUGCUGCUAAUGAUGUUGUGUUGGAUUCUUCGGUUAUGAGAUUUAGUCCAACGGAUUGCCAGAGGCCUGAAGUUUUGAACAAAAAUAUGGUGAAAGGAAACAUACUUUUAUGUGGUUAUUCGUUCAAUUUUGUUAUCGGAACCUCAUCAGUGAAGAAGGUUGCUGAAACUGCAAGGAGUCUUGGUGCAAUUGGCUUUGUACUUGCUGUUGAGAAUGUUGCACCGGGAACAAAGUUUGACCCAAUGCCUAUUGGCAUGCCCGGGAUUGUCAUUACGGACGUUAGCAAGUCAAUGGAGCUUAUAAACUAUUACAAAGCAUCUACUUCAAGGGAUUGGACUGGACGGGUGAAAAGUUUUAAAGCUACAGGAACCAUAGGAGAAGGUUUGGAGCCUAUACUUCACAAAUCAGCACCUAUAGUCGCUUUGUUUUCUGCCCGAGGGCCAAAUAUAAAAGACUACAGCUUUCGUGAUGCGGAUCUUUUAAAACCCGAUAUUCUAGCACCCGGUUCUUUGAUUUGGGCUUCUUGGUCUCCCAAUGGAACCGAUGAGGCAAAUUACAUAGGAGAGAGCUUUGCUAUGAUCUCAGGAACGAGCAUGGCUGCACCACACAUAGCGGGAAUAGCAGCUCUUAUAAAGCAGAAACAUCCUCAUUGGAGCCCAGCAGCUAUCAAGUCAGCUUUGAUGACAACAACAAAUACACUGGACCGAGGUGAGAAGCCCAUUCUAGCUGAAAAAUAUUCAGGGGCAGACAAGUUGACAUUCGUCUCGGCGACACCUUUUGAUUAUGGAAGUGGCCACGUCAAUCCCCGUGCUGCGAUGGACCCAGGACUCAUCUUCGAUGCAGGUUAUGAAGAUUAUUUAGGAUUCUUGUGCACGACUCCUGGAAUCAACUAUCACGAGCUACUUAACUACACUCACCGUCCAUGUAAUUAUACUCUCGGCCAUCCUUACAAUCUGAACACACCGUCGAUUGCAAUCUCCCAUCUUGUAAGAACCCAAACAGUAACUCGAACAGUCACAAAUGUAGAUGAAGAAGAGACGUAUACAAUCACAUCAAGAAUGGCACCAGCCAUAGCGAUUGAAACAAGUCCUCCAUCCAUGACUAUAAGACCAGGUGCAUCACAUAAGUUUUUCAUCACUUUGACUGUACGAUCAGUGACUAACAGUUAUAGUUUUGGGGAGGUUUUGUUGAAGGGAAACAGAGGACAUAAGGUCCGGAUACCAGUUGUAGCAAUGGGUUAUAAACGGUAGCCACCAUUUUGGGUUGGGUUGGGUUCAUAAUGAUGUGAUGUAAUUCUUUUGUAAAACCGUUUUAAUAUAUGAGUAUAGAAAAUGGCAGGUGUAUUUAGAUGGGUAAUUUGUAAAUAAAGUAGUUGUAUAAGGUGAAAAGGCUAUUUAUUGCUAUCAAGUUUUGCUGGUUGUUACUGCUGCUGGCAUGGACAGAUAGUUGUACUUGCUUGAUGAGUUACAUACCAAUUUUGCGGCACAUGCCACAUGAUACACGUAUUGUGGUGUAUGAAAGAUAAGACUCAUUCGCACCGAAACCAGCCCCCUUAGUAACUAAACAUGUUAUUUCUAGUAGUAAGUGAAGAAUAUUGUCGUCACAUAGUUCAGUUUUUUUUUAUCUUCAAUUAUAUUAGCUUGUAGUUACGAUCAAAGGUGGCUACUAUUAUAACAGGACAUUUGCAUUUUGAUUUUA